AUGGGCGCCAUAUCCCUCCCCCUCAAGCCCCUCAAGCCGGCCCCUCGCCGCCGCCAGCUCCCCGUCCUCAUGGCCGUCUGCGUCCUCGGCGCAAUGGCCCUCUUCUACAUGCUCCUCGCCAUUGCGCCAUGCAUGGUCGGCGCGACAUGCUACAGAGGCUACCGGUCUGCCUACAGCUUCGACGCCGGCGACGACCUGCAUCCGGAUUGGAUGGCGGCGAUUCCCGACGACGUCCGCCUCACCAGCUUGAGCAUCCCCGGAACCCACGAUACCAUGACGUACGAGAUUGGGUCGGAGCAGCUGCAGUGCCAGAAUUGGAAUCUGAGCAUGCAGUUGAACAGCGGGCUGCGAUAUCUCGAUAUCAGGGCGAGGCUGAGGGAUGACGAGCUGCACAUUUAUCACGCGAAUGGGUAUACCGGCUUCGGAUACCAACAGGUCCUCCUCGACGUCUUCGCGUUCCUCGACGCCCAUCCCUCCGAGACGGUCAUCAUGCGUCUCAAGGAGGAAGGAAACCCCGUCGGCUCCAACAACUCCAUCUCCUUCGAAGACGCCUUCAACUACCACCACUUCUCCUCCCCCGCCACCGCGCCCGGCUCCGCGAAGCACCUCCACAAAUACCAAUUCGCCGCUCCCAUCCCUACCCUCGGCGCCCUCCGCUCCAAGAUAUUCAUCCUGCAAAACUUUGACGCUCGCAAUGGCCCGUACGGUCUCCGCUGGGAAGGCCCCGAGAUGGUCCUCGAAGAUCUAUGGAUCAUCCCAGACGUCUACCACCUUUCCGAGAAAUGGAACGCCAUCCGCGACGCUCUCGAAAACGCCGCGCUGGCACCGGACGAUAACCGCUUCCUCUACUUGGCGCAUACGUCCGCCUCGGUGGGCGUGCUCCCCAUCGAAGCUGCGGCUGGACCGAUGAACAGGACGAUCCAGGGCAUGAACGACAUGACGGGGCAGUAUCUCGAGGAUGCGUCGGCCAAUGUUGACGAGGCGCGGGUGGGCGUUGUCAUCAUCGAUUUCCCGGGCAAGAAGCUGAUUAAGACGAUUUUGAAAUGGAAUGUUUGGCUAAAGUGA
Messenger RNA from Trichoderma aggressivum f. europaeum, 1065 nucleotides. RefSeq lists its product as uncharacterized. Gene Ontology annotation, biological process: lipid metabolic process. Bases 1 to 1065 code for a protein of 354 amino acids. Gene Ontology annotation, molecular function: phosphoric diester hydrolase activity. The transcript has a single exon. NCBI's taxonomy places the organism in Eukaryota, Fungi, Ascomycota, Sordariomycetes, Hypocreales, Hypocreaceae. The record is from RefSeq and is a predicted model, not a curated record.